Molecule: messenger RNA, 462 nt
Organism: Schistosoma intercalatum
Lineage: Eukaryota; Metazoa; Platyhelminthes; Trematoda; Strigeidida; Schistosomatidae
Source: the annotation of a GenBank genome assembly
AUGGGUAGACGUUUUAUCUGUGAUUAUUGCGACAAAUCAUUUCCAGAUAAUCCAAUUAAUCGAAGAAAUCAUCUUAAAGGUGUACAACAUCAACAAGCUCGAAAAUUACAUUAUGAUAAAUUUCUUGAUCCUAAAGAGAAACUUAGUAUAGAGAAAGCAAAGAAACCAUGUAUAACAUUUCGUAAUUCUGGUACAUGCACGUAUGGUCCAUUAUGUAAAUAUUCUCAUAUAACCAUCGAAGAGAUUCGUAUAUUAGAAGAGAAAUCUAAUGCUGAACUUCUUGCUUCAUCUUACUUAAAUCAUUUAACAUCUGAAGUGAAUAUUGAUAAUCAAAUUAAUAUAUUAGAAUCAAAAUUAAUAUCUAGGCGUGAUAAACAAUCAAAUUCUGGAUCAACUAAACAAUUUCAUAUUCCAGAAGGAAUACAACUAUUAUAUCUACCUCCGUCAUUGUCUUUACAUUAA